AAGCUAAAUGGUGACUGCUGACCCGGUUUGAGAACACUGAUCUGUCGGUUACUAAGCUAACUUAUUAGCAUGUGGUUGAUAUUUAAUUUAAGCUUUUAAUGCUCCACUUUAGCAUUUGAUGUGUAUAUUUCUGUCAUUACCGAGCAUUUAUCUCCAGUGGCGGCCGUGAUGGAGAAUUAUUAGAAGAGUAAAUAUGCUGCUUUGGCUUCAUCAAGUUAGCCGGGUUAGCCAUCUAACGUUAGCGGUGCUAAAUUAGCUUUAGCUGCCAUUCAUGGCAGUAUCGGAAAAUACUAAAAUAAUUUGUUAAUAUUUGUACUGUUUCAUCUCCGUUUCACUGCACUCCUCCUGUAGCAGGAUGAUCUCUCAGAUCUUCAUCUUGUCCUCGAAGGGUGACCACCUCAUUUAUAAAGACUUCCGUGGAGAAUCAGGCGGCGACGCUGUUGGAGUUUUCUACGAGAAAGUCACGGCGCUGACCGGGGACCAGCCUCCGGUCGUCAUGAGUCACAAAGGUCUCCACUUCGUCCACGUCAGACAGGGCGGACUCUACUGGGUCGCCACGACGACGGCAGACUCGUCACCGUUCACCAUCAUUGAGUUCCUCAACAGGUUGUCUGCUCUGGUCAAAGAUUACUGCGGCAGCUUGUCGGAGAAGUCGGUUCAGAUGAACUUCGCUCUGAUCUACGAGCUGCUGGACGAAGCCGUGGACUACGGCUACAUACAGACGACCUCCUCUGACGUCCUGAAGAAUUUCAUCCAAACUGAAGCCGUUUCUUCCAGACCAUUCAGCCUGUUUGACCUCAGCAACGUCGGACUGUUUGGAGCAGAGACCCAGCAGAGUAAAGUGGCUCCGAGUUCUGCAGCCACCAGACCGAUCCAGUCCAGCCGAGAGCAGGGAGGGAAAAGUGAGAUAUUCGUGGACGUGAUCGAGAGGAUGUCCGUCGUCAUCGGAUCCAACGGAAUGUUGAUGAAGGCCGAUGUGGAGGGAGAGAUCAGAGUGAAAUGUUACCUGCCCAACUGCUCAGAGAUGAGAAUCGGUCUGAACGAGGAGUUCAGCAUCGGGAAGUCGCAGCUCCGAGGUUAUGGAGCUGCUGUUCGUGUGGAUGAGGUCAGCUUCCAUCAGAUGGUUCGACUGGACGAGUUCGACAGCCACCGGAUCCUGAGACUGUGUCCAAGCCAGGGGGAGCAAAUGGUGAUGCAGUAUCAGCUGAGCGACGACCUUCCUUCAGCUCCUCCGUUCAGAUUGUUUCCAACCAUCGAGAGAGACAGCGGAGGAAGGCUGCUCAUGUACCUGAAGCUUCGCUGUGAUCUGCCACCAAAGAGCGCCGCCAUCAACGUGGCCGCCACCAUCCCUGUCCCUAAAGGCUCGCUGAGUUUGUCUCAGGAGCUCAGCAGUCCGGACCAGAGCGCCGAGCUGAAGCCUCAGAGCCGAGCUGUGGUCUGGAAGAUCCCCCGGUUCACGGGAGGAAUGCAGCUCUCAGCCCUGUUCAAGCUGGAGGUUCCUGGUCUAAGUUCUGCCUCCCUGCUGGAGGUGGGUCCGGUGGGUUUGAGCUUUGAGCUGCCCAAGCUAACGGCCACCGGGCUGCAGAUCCGCUUCCUGCGUCUGUCUCCGGUCCAACCGGGUCCGUCUCAGCGCUGGGUCCGCAGCUUCAUAAACAUCACAGAUCUAAAUAUCUUCACUGAGAGAAGCUUCUCCUGAAACUAGAAGGUUUGAUGUUUUACUCACUGAUCCGUUUCCACUUCUCUGUUCUGAAGGUUGGUUUGUGGUUUUCAACGUUUAAAGAGAUAAAAGUGAAGUUAGAGUUCCCUUUUACUGCAACGUUUAGGAAACCUGAUGUUCCUCUGAGCUGCAGACCGACUGGAUGAUGGAUAGAUGGAUGGAUGGAUGGAUGAUGAUGAUGAUGAUGGAUGGAUGGAUGAUGAUGAUGAUGGAUGGAUGGAUGGUGGAUGGAUGGAUGGAUGGAUGAUGGAUGGAUGGUGGAUGGAUGGAUGGAUGAUGAUGAUGAUGAUGGAUGGAUGGAUGAUGGAUGGAUGGUGGAUGGAUGGAUGAUGAUGAUGAUGGAUGGAUGGAUGGAUGGAUGGAUGAAUGAAUGAAUGAAUGAAUGAAUGAAGAUAAACUGAUAAAUUCAGUUUAAAACAAACAGGGUAAACGGUGUUCUGUUGGGCUGUUUUCUGCGGUGGAUGAAUCCAGAUGUGGUUCAUCAGUGAGAGUUCCUGGUUGCAGGAUAGAAUCUCAUGAAAAGAUGAAAAAAAUGAGAUUUGAAUGAACCAAAGUUAACCUUUAAUUCUGUGAUUUUAAAGACAAACAGGUGAAGGAAUAAUGAUAAACACCUGGAAUAAUAAAAGUAUAUGUGUAAUAUAUAUGUUGGCAUGUUUGAUGUAAGGGCUAUGACAGUGAAUAGAUGAAUUAAUAAAUACAUUUGUUGAAAAGACACAUUUAUUAUUA
Molecule: messenger RNA, 2443 nt
Organism: Amphiprion ocellaris (clown anemonefish)
Lineage: Eukaryota; Metazoa; Chordata; Actinopteri; Pomacentridae
Gene: ap4m1
Product: adaptor related protein complex 4 subunit mu 1
Exons: 17
Coding region: 356-1696 (446 amino acids)
Biological process (GO): Golgi to lysosome transport; protein targeting
Cellular component (GO): cytoplasmic vesicle; trans-Golgi network; clathrin adaptor complex
Source: RefSeq, a predicted model, not a curated record